Messenger RNA from Lasiosphaeria miniovina, 1095 nucleotides. RefSeq lists its product as uncharacterized. Gene Ontology annotation, molecular function: RNA binding. Gene Ontology annotation, biological process: positive regulation of mRNA splicing, via spliceosome. Lineage: Eukaryota; Fungi; Ascomycota; Sordariomycetes; Sordariales; Lasiosphaeriaceae. The record is from RefSeq and is a predicted model, not a curated record. Gene Ontology annotation, cellular component: spliceosomal complex. The coding region runs from base 1 to 1095 and encodes 364 amino acids. The transcript has 5 exons.
AUGGCGACUACCGCGAUGGACUACGAGAACGCGAACGGUAAUCGCUUCGAUAGUGAGUCGCCCCAACGCGGUCGCGACCAGCCCGCCUCGACCCAGUGCGCCUCGACCCAGCCCGCGCUUCCUUCAAACAAAGGUGCCCCUCGUUACGACCGCGACCGUAGUACGUCGCCGCGUCGCGACGAUAGACACGAGUCGUCGCGUCGCCGCUCCAUGUCUCCCAACGGCAAUGACCGAUACAGCGCACCCUCCAAGAAUGACGGCGGCUCCAAGGAUGACGACGGAGCCAUCAACCCUGGAUCUAACCUUUUCGUCACGGGCAUCCAUCCCCGCCUCGAAGAGGCUGAAGUUACCCGUCUCUUUGAGAAGUAUGGUGAGGUGGAGAAGUGCCAGAUCAUAAAGGGCUCCCACACUAGAGAGUCUCGUGGCUUUGGCUUCGUAAAGAUGGUGACCUCAGAUAUGGCCGAUGCCGCAAAGGAUGGCCUCCAGGGUGAGGUUAUUGAGGGCCGCACUCUCAGCAUCGAGAAGGCGCGCCGGGCCCGCCCUCGUACUCCCACUCCGGGCAAGUCCUUCGGCCCCCCCAAGCGCGAGCCCGGCCGCGGAGGCCGUUUCGACGAUCGUCGCCGUGGCGGAUCCGGCGGCGGCGGUUACGGCGGUAGGGAUGACUCGUACCGCGGCAGCUACCGUGGCGGCCGUGACGAUCGCGGCUACAACCGUGGCUUUGACCGCGGUGGCAGUGACCGCGGCUACGACCGCAACUAUCGCGACGAUAGAGGAUAUGACCGCGGAUACCAGCGUGAGGAUCGUGGCUAUGACCGCCGUGACCGUAAUAAUAGCUAUGGUGGUGGCGGAUACAUUGACCGCUACAUUGGCGCCGGUGGAAGCACUGGUGGCCGUGAGGAUCGUGGCGAGCGCUAUGGUGGUAGAGGCCGCGGUGGCGCUGAUGAUCGCCGUGCCCCUGGCUACGAUCGUGAGCGUGGUGACUACCGUGGCGGCGACCGUGAUACUCGCCCGCCGCGUGACGCUGCUCCCAGCGCGGGCGGCUACGGAGAUUCGGCGCUGCGUGGAGAGGCUCGCGAACCCUAUGGCGCCCGCUAG